AUGAAGACACAAAAUGAUAUAAAAAGACUUGCAAGUAAACGACAAAGCUCCUUGUCUCAACUGAGCUCACAUUUAUCAACGAACGAAAAUGCGACGGCCAUUGGAUGUGGCCAGCUGUUACGUGCAGAUUAUCUUAGUAGCCGUGGAAAAUGGUUGCACAUAGGAAAACUUCUCAUCGUGGUAUUCAUUCCGAUUCUCGGAGGAUGGGCUUUCACGUUGUAUUCUCUAACAGACAACGUUGUGGAAAAGGACGCAACGGUUGAGGCUCAAACCCUGAUGCUGAUGGCGAUCAAAUUGGGCCGGCUAAUAUAUACCAUCCAGAAGGAAAGGGACAUGAGCAUUUUAUACAUAAGUAGGAUUGGACCGGGUACAAAGACCUUUCUUAUCGACGAAUACGACAAGACAGACGAAGCUUUUGCCGACAUGUGGGACUGGCCAUUAGAAUUUACAGUACAUGACAAGAAGUACUUCCGCUCUAAAAGAAAACUCAUUAACCAUAUAAAUUCUCAGAGGAAAAAACUCGAUCCAAAUUCACCAGAUGUAUACGGUGAGAUAAAAUUUUACAGCGAAAUCGUCGAGUUUUUUAUGAAUUGGAUGAUUGAACAAAUUCGGGAGAGCGGUUUUGGAAACGUUUGGAAAUCUCUUGUGGUUUUCCAGAAAAUAACACGUUGUAUGUUAGACACAGGAGCAGAGAGAGCAUAUGGAGCAAUGUUUUAUGCUCAAGGAAAUUUUCCCGACCAAGAUUUUUACGACGACUACUUUCGGAGGAUAUUUCGCUUUAACUACAGCUACAAAAGUGCUACUUUCUAUUCAGACCUUGUAGACCCACUCAUAGAUUCCAGAUCAGAUCAAGUUAGCUACACCAAAUCAAUCAGAACAUUACGGGAAGAGAUUAAGUAUAGCAAACUCUCUGGGAAUUACAUGUCUACAGAAAAAGCGGAGGAUUACUUCGACAAUUCCACUUUCCGAGUGGACUACUUAUAUUCACUUCAGGAAGCGGUUGCUUCCCGGAUAAUACGGCGUAUUAAUACAACGGUGAAUGGUUACACAGUAAACAUCAUAUUUUACAGCGUGACGGCUUCUAUCGUCAUCCUUGCAUGCCCUUUCAUUAUGUCAUUCUCUGAAGCACUGACUAGCAACAUGCAAGAAUAUUCCAAAAUCCUGAUGAAGGCUUCAGAUGAACUAAACAAGGAAAGGUCCAAGACAGAUUCGUUAUUGUAUCAGAUGCUGCCAAGACCAAUUGCCGACCGACUCAAAAGAAAAAGUGCAGUAGAAUCCGAAUUUUUUAAAUCGUCUACUGUCAUGUUUACCAGCGUAGUGAACUUCAUUCAAAUGAGUAUUGAGUAUUCGCCCAUGGAACUGAUCGACCUACUGAACAUUCUGUAUUCGUCUAUAGACAACAAGAUAGAAAUGUACGACGUGUACAAAGUGGAAACAAUCAAUGAUACCUAUAUGGUUGUUUCAGGAGUGCCAAAUCCAAAUGGUUCCAGACAUGCGUCGGAAACUGCAUAUCUUGCCUUGGAUAUUGUAGCUUCAGUGAAGUACAAGACACUAGUAUCAGUGGGCACCAAACAACCAUUGCAUUUGUUAAUUGGCAUAAGCUCAGUUCAAGCGUACUUUCUAGGGUCUGUUUCGGCUGGUGUUGUGGGUACAGUGAUGUUGCGAUACUGUCUGUUCGGAGAUACGGUGAAUACCGCAUCAAGAAUGAAAUCAAACGGAUUGCCGGACAGGAUCCAUAUAAGCGAACCGACUUUCAAAAUCCUUAACAAAACAGGUUUCUUUACCAUUUUACCUCGAGGAAAAAUUGAAGUGAAGGGCAAAGGAGAGAUGAGUACGUACUGGCUUAUAGAAGCUAUUCGCCCAAGAGAUAUUUCUUGCUCCGAGUACAAACUUCCUGGAGAAGUAGAUGUCUCAGCGGAAACUGAGUCUACAGAAUUUACAUCGAAUGCAUCGAAAGCACAAGGGGGAACCAGCAAAAACAUGCGCAUUAGUACAAAACUGAAAAAGAUUUCAUCAAUUGUGGAACCAACCAAAGUCAAGGGCGAUUCGACAGCUUCAACACCAAAGAAAAGUGUAGCCUCUGAUUUAGGCUGUGACUAA
This is a messenger RNA of Mercenaria mercenaria, 2100 nucleotides long. RefSeq lists its product as uncharacterized. Gene Ontology annotation, biological process: intracellular signal transduction; cGMP biosynthetic process; receptor guanylyl cyclase signaling pathway. Bases 1 to 2100 code for a protein of 699 amino acids. The record is from RefSeq and is a predicted model, not a curated record. NCBI's taxonomy places the organism in Eukaryota, Metazoa, Mollusca, Bivalvia, Venerida, Veneridae. The transcript is spliced from 8 exons. Gene Ontology annotation, molecular function: peptide receptor activity; guanylate cyclase activity.